AUGCAGCAGCCGCAAGGGCCAACAACUCCUUCCCCCCCGCCCGCACUUCCUGAUCUCGGACUCCUCUUCGACCUCACUCCCCUCCCCCUCCUCAUCAUAUCGCCGGCAUGGCGUAUCACAAGAGCCUCUUCCCGCUUCCUAACCGACUGGCACGUCUCUGCAGCUGACUGCAUCGGCCAGCAGCUGCUGUCCUUCAUUGAAUCGCAGCUCUUGCCCCCAAGGUUCGCCCACUAUGGCCGCCUCACAACCGCCAUCGACGACGCCAUAGCCUCCCGUGCGCCGCGCAUCAGCAAGCCCAUCAGCACAAAGCACACCGUGUCUUGGACUGCGCGCGUGGUUCCAGUCUUCAAUGGCGACGAGCUACUCUCCAUCUUUUUGGAAUGGACCGAGAGUCCUGCCUCUUCAUCUGAAGAAGACCUCGAGCUAGUCAAGCCCGGUGUUUCCACAGAUGAAGCAUUCCGAAUCCUCGUGCAGGCUGUCAAAGACUACGCCAUCUUCUUGCUCGAUACCAAGGGCCGCAUCGCCUCUUGGAACGACGGCGCCGAGCUGCUCAAGGGAUAUAAGCGGCAUGAGAUCAUAGGCAAACAUUUUUCCAUCUUUUAUGGUAAGGAGGAUCUUGAAAUUCGAAAGCCCGAGAUGGAACUUGAGAUUUGUAUGCGCGAAGGUCGGGUCGAGGAUGAGGGCUGGCGCUACAGGAGGGACGGCAGCCGUUUCUGGGCCAACGUCGUCAUCACAGCUGUUUACAAAGACGGCGUGCACGUUGGCUUUGGCAAAGUCACGAGAGACCUGACCGAACGCAAGUCGGCAGAAUCUCGCCUGAUUGCCGCCUAUGAGGAGAGCGAGAAGCUCAAAUCUGACUUUUUGGCCAACAUGAGCCACGAAAUACGCACGCCCAUGCACGGCAUGCUGUCGGCUUGCACCCUUCUCCUCGACACUCCCCUCUCCGAUAAACAACGCGACAUCGUCAACAUUAUGGACGAGUCCGGCCAGGUUUUACUACAGGUCAUCAAUGAUAUCCUCGACUAUUCCAAGCUGUCAUCUGGUACGUUUUCGAUCCAUUCCGACAUUGUGGGCAUAACGAGCAUCGUCACGUCCGUGGUUCGCAGCGUCCAGGCCACGCUGUCACCUUCUGUCGACUUCGAACUCUUCCUGGCGCCCGAUCUUCCCAGAUCUGUGCAGGGCGAUCCGCUGCGCUAUCGCCAGGUGCUGCACAACCUUGUUGGAAAUGCCGCCAAGUUCACCGCCAAAGGCAGCAUCCGGGUCAGGGCCUCGGUGCAGCGCGAAGACGAGACGAGCUACGUAGUCUUGACCGAGGUGACAGAUACAGGCAUCGGGAUCCCAGAGGCGGCCACGGCCUCGUUGUUCACCCCGUUUACCCAAUUUGAGGCGACGACCACCAGAGGUACAGGGUUAGGAUUGUCGAUAGCAAAGUCGCUCACCGAACUGAUGGGGGGUACGAUUGGCUACCGGCCCAACCCGGAGCGGCACGGCAGUGUGUUUUGGUUUACGACCCGCUUCGACAAGAUCAAAACAUUGGAGCAAAUGCAGAACUGGAAGAAGAAGCUUGUUGAGAGCGACGUGACAACGACGCCCAUCCAGGAGGACGAGAUCACCAACCUCCGCCGAGAACUUGGAUUGGUCGCAUCGAGAAAGAACCUCUUAGUGGUGGAGGAUAACGUCAUCAACCAGAAGGUCAUACUCGGCAUGCUGCGUUCGAUUGGGCUCAAAAACGUCGUCUUGGCGUCCAACGGCCUCGAUGCUGUCAAGAUUGUGCGAGGCAAACCGGCCGCCUACGACUUGGUGCUCAUGGACAUCAACAUGCCCGUUCUAGACGGCUAUGAGGCAGCCAAGCAGAUUCGAGAAGCUGGGGUUUACGUACCCAUUGUGGCCAUGACGGCCUACGCACUCAAGGGCGACAGGGAGCGGUGCUUGGAGCAUGGUAUGAACGACUACAUACCCAAGCCCGUCGACAAAAAUCGCCUCAUCAAGAUUCUGGGCAAGUGGCUUUUGAUCAUGACGGAUUACCGAAAGACCUUUGAGGAACGACUCGCCAACCUAAAGCGCCAGCAUGCCGCUUCGUUAAAAGAAACGCCCGAGAGCGACAAACCAGGGCUUCAUCCGCAUGUCCAGACGCCUGACCUUUCAGCCACGUCUGAACCAACACCCCAGCCGACACCCGACGACGAGGACCCAUUAUCGGCUGCGUCGGCCAUCAACGCCCAGCCCGAUACCACUGAAGAGGUUAAUGGCGUGCCGGCCGCGGACAUUGAUGAACCGAUUCAGAAUGACAGCGGCGCUGGUCUAGACGCAACGGUCUCUCAGGGGCCAUCUCCGUCGCAUGAACCUUUGGAAGACACCCCAAAAGCUAGCAACAGCGCCAGCCUAGAUGCAACAGGCCCACAGGUGCCAGGUCUGGAGCAGGAACCUCUGGAAGCGAUUCCAAAAGCUGACAGCGGCCCUAAACUAGACAUGAUGAGCACCCAGGGGCCAUUGCCAUCGGAAGAACCUGUGGAAGCCGUUACAAAAGCUGGCAGCGGCGCUAACCCAGACAUAAUGGGCUCCCAGGAGCCAUUGCCAUCGAAGGAGCCUCUUGAAGCCGUUGCACAGCUGGCGGCGAAGCCGGUUGAGGGAGAUACUCCGCCCUGGGCCUAA
This is a messenger RNA of Canariomyces notabilis, 2652 nucleotides long. RefSeq lists its product as uncharacterized. The transcript is spliced from 2 exons. Gene Ontology annotation, molecular function: phosphorelay sensor kinase activity. Gene Ontology annotation, biological process: phosphorylation; phosphorelay signal transduction system. The coding region runs from base 1 to 2652 and encodes 883 amino acids. NCBI's taxonomy places the organism in Eukaryota, Fungi, Ascomycota, Sordariomycetes, Sordariales, Chaetomiaceae. The record is from RefSeq and is a predicted model, not a curated record.